AUGAGUGUGAUACAGAAUACAGUAUACAUAUUUUACAAUCUAAAAUCCGGAGGAAACUGCGCACCACACUUCAAUUCUAGUUCAAUCCAAAAUGUGAUUUUUCAGGAACCUUGCUGCCAAAUUUUUAUUUUCGAUAUCACCAUUGGGGAGAGUGGAUUGAAACCCGGGUUUCUGGAUUUGAAAUCUCGGCUUGAAAAUUUUAAAUGCGAGGUUAGGAUUAUUGUAGUGGGAGGUGAUGGUACUGUACUUUGGUGCUUAUCGGAAUUGGAUGCGCAUGGAAUUAACUAUGAUAAAGUCUCCAUUGGUGUUGUCCCUUACGGCACGGGUAACGACUUUGCCAAUGCAUUUGGUUGGAAAUCCAUUAAACUCUGCAAUUUCUUUGACAAAUACCUUAAAACGCUCAGGAGUGUGGUAAGUACAUUUAUAAAUGCCCCCGUUGUCAAACAUGAUCUAUGGGAAAUAUCUAUCAGCGUAGGCAAGGAUGGGCAUUUUUCCAAAAUAAAUCAAACUAGUAAAUCGGAGGAGAUUAUUUGCGAUAAUCUAUCUACUAUUAAAACACUAAAUUUCACUAUGUGCAACUACUUUAGCAUUGGUGUUGAAUCAAAAAUCGGACGGGGAUACGAUCGAUACAGGGGAUUAUCUCGAUUUAAGAACAAAAGUCGAUAUAUAAUUGAGGGAUUUAAAAAAUUAUUUGCAAAAAGAAUUGAUAUUCGCAAUAUUGUGGAUUAUAUGGAACAAAAAAUUGGUGAUGAAUGGGAACCCGUAUUUACGACUGAAUCUAAUACUGAUGAGCCAAAACUCAAAAAAUCCACUUCCCUUAUUAUUUUAAACAUUCCUAGCUUUUCAUCUGGAUUGAAUCCAUGGAUUACUGAAAAGUAUGGAAUUGAAGGCCCUAAGGUCAAUUUUGACGAUCAAUGUGUUGGCGACGGGAAAUUAGAAAUAUUGACAUAUGGUACUCUUUUUUCAAUUGCUCUCAAUUAUUUAAUCCGUUCCAAUAGAGCUAAAAAGGUUUGUCAAGGCAGUGGCCCAUGGAGGAUCAAAAUUAAGCAACUAUCGCCAAAAUUCAGAGUCUACUUCCAAGUUGAUGGAGAAUUCAGAGUUGCCUACGAACCCACCAUGAUCGAGAUUAAACAUAAAAGGGUCGUUAACGUUAUGUGUGCAAAUGUUUGCGGGUGGAAAAAAUCGUAA
This is a messenger RNA of Babesia microti strain RI, 1188 nucleotides long. RefSeq names its product diacylglycerol kinase. Bases 1 to 1188 code for a protein of 395 amino acids. Lineage: Eukaryota; Apicomplexa; Aconoidasida; Piroplasmida; Babesiidae. The transcript has 4 exons. Gene Ontology annotation, molecular function: ATP-dependent diacylglycerol kinase activity. The record is from RefSeq and is a predicted model, not a curated record.